Molecule: messenger RNA, 5399 nt
Organism: Cuculus canorus (common cuckoo)
Lineage: Eukaryota; Metazoa; Chordata; Aves; Cuculiformes; Cuculidae
Gene: PLAGL2
Product: PLAG1 like zinc finger 2
Exons: 3
Coding region: 1422-2906 (494 amino acids)
Cellular component (GO): nucleus
Source: RefSeq, a predicted model, not a curated record
GCGGGGGUCGGGCCUCUGCCCCUCCUUCCCCGCAGCGCUGCCCCAUGGCAGCCCUGUCCAUCCGUCCGGUUUCCCUCAUGGUGCAGUGUCUGUAUGUCUGUCUGUCCCGUUUCCCUCACGGUGCAGUGUCUGUCUGUCCGUCCGUCCCGUUUCCCUCACGGUGCAAACCUCGGGGCUGCUGGGUUAGGGGCAACCCCGCCGUUUGCCCCCAACACAACCGCUGGGUUUUGGUACCGUAAAUAAACCAGCGCUGAGCUCUGUCGGUGUUUGAUGCUUUCCCCGAGGUGCAAGGGAAGAGGAGAGGGUUUUUAAAGUGCUGUCUGUUGUCCUGUCGGGGAAAUGAAGUGAGGAAGCCUGGGCUGGAAAUGCAUAGGUAGCACACAUCCAUCGGCAUAAACAGGCUCUUCCAGCUUGGAUUAGCCCAGACCUGGUGACUGUAGUCAGGAAAUGGUUCACAGAAGUUGGCAGCCUGUAGGAGUCUAGUUUGUGGGUGGUCUGAUCAUUUUCCAGCUCUGUGUUCACUCUGCCCAACUCCAAACCUCUGCAGAACCGGAGCAGAGAAAGGUUCAUCUGGUGACAGGGGGGUCUCCUGUAACCGGUUUCUGUGCAGGUUGCCAGAGUUGCGUAUGCUGGACAAACUUCUCCAGUGCUAGCCUGAAACUUCUGAAGAUAACCAGGUCUCCCAGUGCUGGCACCAACUCUGUGAGACAUGAGGUGCUCUCUGAGCAAAUGAGGUGAAGCUUUUCCACACAGGGGGAGUGUUUCUCUGCUGUGUGAGAGUCAGCAGGGAGCACACUGGAAGUACGCUUUGGGAAAUGAAAACUAAUGGAGUGUUAAAAACCUGUCAGUGUGCAGACAGGGCAGGGAGUUUUUAGCCAAGCAGGAACUGUGCUGUGACCUUUCACUGCCGCUGUGCUUCACUGCAGCUCUGCUGGACCUUCAUCUCAUUUUACUUUUCUUCCACAGCUGUUAGGGUGUCCUAGGACACACAUUUAGACUUAGAAGUGCACCCAACAGGUGCAGUCCUUUUUCUCUUUAGAACUUGAGAAUUUAAAAGGGAGGUUGAUGGAAUUUGACUGUGAUCGCUCACAGUGUUUGCUAUAUCUUCACUUGUAGUCAGGUUUCUGUGCUGCAGGCGAUGGGCGAUUUAUGCCAAACUCAAGCUCUGCCUUCUCGCAGGUAGCAUUGGAGCUGGUACAGAUGGCCGAGCUGGUUCAGGGGGAAAGCAGCAGCUGCCUGUCAAAGCAGCAGAGGCUACCAGAACACGUACACAGCUCUGAAGGAGGAGAUGACGAGGUUUUGCUGUUAAUGCCAUUUGGUCGCAGAGGGUUCCAACUGAAAACCACACCAGCACAGUGCCACAGGAAGGUGCCUGCCGGCUCCAGUUCUGCUUGACAUGGCCACGUUCUACUAGACCUGCCAUGACGGCAUUCUUUCCCAGUGUUCCCAACUGGAUUCAAGAUGCAAAGCAGGAGGAGGAAGAGACAGCCUGGAAAUUAGUCCCCAGACCAAGAGGCGAAGAGACCGAAAGUCAGGGAAAAUGCCACUGUGAAAUAUCGGAGACGCCCUUUGCUCACGUGGAGAAGCUGAGGGCUCACGCGCUGGCUCACGCGGAGCAGAGGCCGUACAACUGCCCCCAGCUGCACUGUGGCAAAGCCUUUGCCUCCAAGUACAAGCUGUACCGGCACAUGGCCACGCACUCUGCUCAGAAACCCCAUCAGUGCAUGUACUGCGAGAAGAUGUUUCACCGGAAAGACCACCUUCGCAACCACCUCCAGACCCAUGAUCCCAACAAGGAGGCCCUGCACUGUCCCGAAUGCGGCAAGAACUACAACACAAAACUGGGCUUCCGGCGGCAUCUGGCCAUGCACGCGGCCGCCAGUGGUGAUCUCAGCUGCAAGGUGUGCCUCCAGACCUUCGAAAGUACCCAGGUCCUGCUGGAGCACCUCAAAGCUCAUUCCCGGCGGGCUUCUGGGGGAGCGAAGGAAAAGAAGCAUCCGUGUGACCACUGUGAUCGGCGCUUCUACACCCGGAAAGACGUGCGGAGACACUUGGUUGUGCACACGGGGCGGAAGGACUUCUUGUGCCAAUACUGUGCUCAGAGGUUUGGGAGGAAGGAUCAUCUGACCAGGCACAUGAAGAAAAGCCACUCCCAGGAACUGCUGAAGAUUAAGACGGAGCCAGUGGACAUGCUAGGUCUCCUGAGCUGCAGCUCGUCAGUCGCAGUGAAAGAAGAGCUGAGUCCCGUCCUGUGCAUGGCAUCCAGAGACGUGAUAGGUGGGAAGAGCUUCCCUGGCGUGUUGCCUGUGGGCAUGUACGGCACACACCUCCAGACCAUGCCAAGCUCAGGGAUGCCCCACUCUUUGGUUCCUAACUCUCUUCCGAUGGGAAUGAGCUAUCCUUUGGAGUCGUCUUCUCCCAUCUCCUCCCAACCGCAACCUCCUCCAAAGUAUCAGCUUGGAUCUACCUCAUAUUUGCCUGAGAAACUACCCAAAGUCGAGGUGGACAGCUUUCUGUCAGACCUCCCUGGCAGCCUGUCUCUCUCAUCUGGCGAGCCUCAGUCCUCCUCGCCUCAGCCGCCCCCCCUGGACGAGGCUUUGCUUUCCAAGAGCCCUGCUAACCUUUCAGAGGCUCUCUGUGCUGCUAACAUGGACUUCUCUCACCUUCUUGGCUUCCUCCCCCUCAAUCUUCCUCCUUGCAAUCCGCCCGUGUCCUCGGGGGGACUGGUCAUGGGCUACUCACAGGGGGAGACGCAGCCACUGCUUACCACUUUGCAACAUCAACCUCAAGAACCUCCCGGAGCUGGGGCCUCGCUGAACUUUGGGCCCCUUCAUUCGUUGCCCCCUGUCUUCACCUCCAGCUUGAGCACAACCACGCUGCCGCGUUUCCACCAGGCAUUCCAAUAGGCUGAAAAUAGCACUGGAGAACAGACCUUUCAGCUGCCCUUUUGUGGAGACCCUUAAAAACGCACAACUCUCGCUUCCCUUUUGGGUGCGAAAGCUUUGCAGAGCUGUUUCAGACAGGAGGUUUCUGAUCUCUGGAGGGAGCACUUGUAGACUAAAACAGCAGAGACCCCCGUGCGAGUCCCAGUCCUGUACAGCGGAAAGAUUUCAGCUGAUAGACUGGAUAUAUUUUAUCUAAUUUUUAAUCUGUGAAUCAGGAGCCGCGCUUUUAGCACUGACCUUCCCCGAGAUCCUGGAGCUGUGUUCCUCUUGGGGAAGCGACUGUCCCUGAGAAGGAGUUGAGACUCUCUCAUCUCGGGCUAAACUUUAGAAGAGUCCAGCUUCCAUUUCGUGUUGUUACACUGCAAUUCUGGAAAAACAGCCAACGCCUCCCCAGGGAGAGGAGGAGAAGCCAGGAUGCCCACUCUGUCUGCACCCCAUGGGGAAGGGCCAUCCUCCCCCACUACCUCUCAUCCCUUCACCGGACACCACUUACUCCACAUCAGUGUUAAGCAACAAGACCGUUUACAUAGCGAAUUCAGAAUUCACCUCAUUCUUCCUCGGUUAGGUUGGACUCAUCACAGUGAACAUUGUUUACACCACACAACUGUUUCCGCCAUGACAGAAAUAGGAGGCACAGGAUGCACUGGGUUUUUAUCUGGUGUAGCUAGAGCACUGUUUACACAAUGAAGUCAGGUUGCACUGAUUUCUCUUCACUUAUCAUGUUCUUCCCCCAUGGGGAAACACACUGCUUUUUGGGAAUCACUGCUUUUGGGCCACUGCAGCCUCUGCCUCUGCCAGCAGCAGCUUCCCGUGUUCUCUCUGGCUGGCCAUGAUGGAUGGAACGGCUCUCAGCUUAGCUUUUUUGUGCUGCACAGAUAGAGCCCUCUUAAAGAUGUCCCACAGCAAAUGGAUCGUGCUUUUGUUCUGGAAACCAAAGUGUGUGGAAAAGCUGGGUUAGGAGCCGGGGACCGGCGGCACAGAGCACUGUGGUACCGGGCAUGGCCGAGACCAGGCAGCAGGCCUCACGCCGUGGGCUUCCUUCAGGUGAAGAACAGAGUGCGAGUUUCAGGGGGUUUCUACUGCAGCAGUUUGGUGAGGUCAGUACCUUUUUGGCUUAUCCAUGAGGCAAUCUCAAGAGGUCCAUUUUUACCUCAGUCCUAAGGUGUUAACAGCCAGGAAAAAUCAGUCCCAGCUUCCCGUGCACCCCAGCGGUGCACCUGAAGCGCUCUCCCCAACACUAAUGUUUCUAAUGAACGCUGAGGGUUUGGACUUGCACUCGCCCUUCUGCUUCCGAUUUGGUUCCUGGGCCUUUUGUUCUCUCCUUCUUGAGCCUCAGCUCCCGAAGGUAAAAUCCUGUGUCUCUGCUCCCUGUCCCACCCUGACAUUUCCCUGUGGAUUGUCCCCCUGCUGAGGGCAGGGGCUGCCCUGAUGUGUGGCCGCCAGCUGCUCCCCGCUGUCUCCUGUUCGCCCAUUCUGGGCACUUGCACUGCGGAUGGGGAUACUUGGCAGUCGAUCUCGCUCUGUGUCAAUGCAUUUAUGACUACAGAUGCACAGAUCUCUGUACCUCAGCAUGGAGAACCACUGCAGGCCAAUAUAAACCAGGCAAUCUGCCAAUAUUGCUCUCCCUAAAUCUAGAAAAUGCAAAAUCUACCUCCACUCUAUUCUCUUGGCUCCGUCAGCGAGGCCGGACACUGUCCUUCCCCCUCUCUGGUGCACGUCCAGCCCAGCCAGCGCCUGUCACCUUCUGCUGAGCCGCCAGCCUCGCAGCCCGGCGUGGCCAAGCCCCGUUUGUCCAUAGUCCUCUGGAAUUUCUCCCCUUCCAUUGUCCUCUGGAAUUUGAUUUGUAAUUUAGCUUAGCGACUCUCCGAGUGACUGCUUAGUGACCCGCUGAUCUCCAGGACGUAGCGCGGUCGGGUUAGGGUAGCCAGCCAUGCUGCAGAGAAAUCAAACUUGUAUCAAAAUGUAAUAUAAGAUUUAUUUACCUCAGCGAUGUCCUGCGGCAGUGAUGUCCGGGUUGGUGCAGUACAUCCUCUCCUCCACUGUCAAACGUUGCCUUUCCAAGUUCAAUGAGUGCCUUUUUCUUCUCUAACAUAGCAAGGGUAAGCAGAGCAUUGCAGCUCAUCGUGUUUACCGUCACAGAAUACCUCAGGCCUGUCUCCUGUUGCUUUUUUCUCUGCGAGUGGCAGCGUGUGGCACUGUUACAGGUGUGUGCGAGCCUUAUCCCACUCUGCAGUGGCAGGGUUUGGGUUUUUAGAGAAAUACGUAGUCAGAACUGAUCGCCUCCAGUGAGCGAGGAUCGUCAGAUUUAUGCAAUGCCAUCUCACACCUCCUUCCGUUUCCAACAUUCGGCUUCAUUGCUUUUUGCCUGCAUUGUACUCUGCACAGACGUCAGCACUGGAUUCCUGUAGCAGUGGUAGCUGAACAUAGAGCCAGGCAGCUUUUUCCUACCAGUAG